UCCGCGUUGCGCUGUGAGUGGCUAUGAGAUAUUAGAAACGCUGCCCUCGGAGUUUGUUUAAUUUAAGCAGGAUUGAUUUAGUUAAUCCUGCAUUGGCCAAAGCUCAAGCAACCUGAAAAGCAAGGGAUCGCCGACGGCCGAGGACAUCGAUCAACGGGAAGUCGUGAUGUGGCCGCAAACGCUGGAAAUGUCGCGGGACGAGUGCCGAGGCAUGCUGCGUCGACUUGAACUCGAGUCCUAUUCGCAUGUGGUGAGCGUUUUUCGCGCCCAAGGAGCCCUCAGUGAACCCAAGGCGAAACUGCUGGAGGAUCUGCGCCAGCAGUUCCACAUCAACCAGGAGCGCCAUCGGGCGGAAGUGCGGAGGGCGGCCAACGACGAGCAGCUGUGCACCAUUGCCGAAAACGUUUGUGGCCCCAACACCUGGCAGGAGUGGUCGCGCGAAGGACGGCGUCCCUAUCCUCUUCUUCCCAGGAUCAGUCCGCAAACAGCUCUUAGUAUCGCGGCCAAUGAUCUGGCGGCCAAAGCCUGUGAGGAAAAUGCCAAAUUGGCGGCUCCUGCCGAAACGGCGGUCCACUUUGGAGAAGCCCUCGUGGAGCAGGCCUCGCUGAUGAGCCUGAAAUAUCCUCGAAGCGGCAGGAACCAGGAUCAGCCCCUGGUGAUCUUGGAGGAGCCGUUUAAAGUACCCGAUGUGCCCAACGAGGUGAAGAAGAUGACCCAGAAGCGCAAGGAGAACGAGGGUGGAGUGGACGGCAAGCCAAACAAGAAGAGGCACAUGCAACAGCCACAUCCGCAGCAGCCACAUCAGCAGAUUCCCCAGCAGCAGUCACAGCAGCCCAAUCCAUCUGCCAAUCCUGCCGCCGAGGAGGGUGAACCUGUGGCCCUGGAGAAGCGGCUGAGUCCCCGCACCCUGCAGCAGCGCUACUUCUAUCAGCAGCAGAUGAAGCACAAGCAGCGACUGGCCAGCAAACGGAACCUGACCAACAGCCUCGGCUCGCCAUCGACGCAGUCGGGAAAUCCUUUGGGCGGCAGGAACGCAGCCUCCUCAGGGGGAGAUGCUUCGCCCGGCAAGAGGAUAGCAGCUCCGGCCAAAAGUGGUCGACGGGCGCAGAAGCAACUGCAGCAUCAGCAGCAACAAAAGUUGCAGCAACACCAGCAACAGAAAGUAUUAAUGCAAUCGGCGGAGACGGUGCCCAAUCAUUUGGUGGUACAGCCGCAUGUGGAGUAUGUGCUCGAUGAGGCGCUCAAAACGCUGGCGGCCACCACGCCUCCAACGCCGACGCCCACGUCCACAGCCACGCCCCCUUACACCUUCCUCAACGAUCUGAGGCCACUGGUCACGCUGAAGCCCCUGAAGCCGAUGAAACCUUUGGUCUAUGGGCCGCAAAGUGGAUCGGGAGCCGCUGAAAUCGGUUCACCCACAACGCCCGGCUCGCGAGGAUUUGCCAACUCACCGAUAGUUUUCAAGGAGAAGCUGCAGGCCUCACCGGUGCAGGUGCAAAAUCAGAGCACACCCGUUAAGAAGUAUGUGGUGGAGGAGAGGCAUCCGGAUACGCCGCCUUCGGCCGCCACCACGCCCACUCCCAUCUCCACCGCGAAUCUUCCCCUGGCUCCGCAGAUUAUCAGUGUUCAACAGAUCCCAGCUCCGCCAAUGGGCGCCAAAUUGAGGCCCGCCGUGGCCUCACCCACCAGUACCAACUCCACGCUCCUGCCACCGGGCUCCAAGAUCACGCCCAAGAAGUUCAACAUCCUCGAGGGCGAGGCCAAGCCGAAAACACUGCCCAGCUCAGCGGUUCGGCUGCUGCCCUACACGGAACCCAUCGGCAGUCCCCUGUCGUCGCUAAAGGAUUCCAGGGUCACUCCUUUGAGCAGUGCCUCCACGGUUAAUAUAAUCAAGAAUAUACCGGCCAGUAGUCUGAACAACACGCUGAUCACACCGCUGCCCUCGGCAGGGACCACAAUGCCGGCCAAUCUCUUUAGGGCAAAGGUGACCACACCGCAAAUUAAGGGUGCAACUGGCGGGACAGUGAGUGGUGCAGGUGGAGCAACCGUAAUUGGUGCAGCAGGUGGGGCAUCAGGUGCAGCCCCCCAAAUCCUGGGGAACAUCAAGCUAACCAGCAGCUCGGGAGGAGCGGCCACCAUCAAGCAGGUGCCCAGCAGUGCGCUGCGAAACAUCAAGAUUUGCUCGCCAAACGGCAAGGUAUUCCUGCAGCCAGGCAAACUGCCGGCUGGAAGCAUUAUUCACAAGCUGAACAACACGAGCAGCACUGCGGGAACUUCUGGGACAGGAGGCGUGGUGACCACCACCACGGCCGUUUCCCCCACGAAUCUGCCGGCGAGAGAGCAUAGGAUAAGCAUACAAAAGAUGCAGAUACUCCAGCCGGCCACGGGAAGUGGGAGCAGCGGAGGCAACAGUCCGACCACCACCACAACCACCAUUUCCGGCUUGAGUGCGAGUGCCAAGCAGCCGAGCUUGGGCAGCAAACCCACCACUCUGACCUUCGCCACUGCGGGCGGUGGUAAGAACAACCUGGUCUUCCUGCCGGCGAGUGCGGCGAGCGGGAUGAGGGCGCUCACUCUGGCCACCAAGCCCAAGUCCAAUGUGCUGGUCAUCGGAGCAACCACUUCCCCGGCGCCAGCGACCAGUGCAUCAUCCCCGAAUCCCUCAGGAGGCCAGAAGCCGAAGCCCAAUCAACUAAUCACCGAGGACACACCCAUCGAUAUCAUCAAUAUGCCAAUUAUCGUGGCGGACAAUGGCACCACAACGGAGCUCAAUCCGGGCUCGGUGAAGAAUUCGCCUUUGGUGGUGUUCAAUGCCACCGACUGGGAGAUGGAGCUGGAUCAGGCGGCCACCAAAUCGGCCACCACGCCCUCCAAACAAGCCCUGGACGAUGUCAUAAUCGAAGAGGACGAGGAGACCGAGGAGGAAAUGGAGGAGCGGAGUGAGCAAGCAUCUACCUUGGACCUGAACAACAGCAUCAUUGAACUGCACCCGGAGGAUGACAGUGCCAUCGAGUACGUGGACAUGGAUCUGGAGCAGCCCAUCGAGAUCGAGAGCACCAGCAACAUAUCGGCAGAGACGGCCACAACCACACUGAAGGCGGCCAUCGUUUCGGCAUCUCCGCAGCAGCAAAAGAAGCCAUUGGAACAGCCACUGGGAGCAGGAGCAGGAGCAGGAGCAGCUACCCUUUAGAUCGGCUAUCCAAUCGCCAAUUAAGUUACCUUAAACGAUCCCCAUUUCGAGAGAUUCGAGUGAGAGAACGCACACACAACACACACACCCAGCAGACCCGGUUUGAAUUAGAUUUAGUUAGUAGUUUAGCGUCAAUGUCGAGAGUUUUUCUUUUUUAUUUUUAAAUAUUCGCAACCCGAAGCCUUGGAGCAAAGUGCAAGAUUAUCGUAAACCGUUCGCUAUGCUUAUUCGUGGAGCCUAAGUUAAAGAUGAGCGUAUUGUUCGCAAUAGUUAAGUUGCCAAAUCACACAACCACCACUGUUCUAAACAUAUUAUCGUAUAGUGAAAAGUAUACCCUGGAAUUUGUGUUAGUUUUAGUUUUAUCCAUUCAUUUCAUCCGCCUGCAAUCUUUGGAGCCUGGAAUCGAUCCCCCUCUCUCCUGUAAAUAGGGCAGAUGCCUCUGCAGACUUACCUUAAUUUUGUAUAGCUUGUAAAUAGAGUCCACAAUUCGCCCCCUAAUCCUCAUCUUUUGCCUAGCAUAAUUUCGUUCUAGUUUAGUUGCCUAAGUUCAUCCCCAGAAAAAGAAAAAAAAACACAAAACUGUACACAAAAAAAUUUGAGAAACACGCAAAGAAAGUGAGAAAAAUUGUUUAAAUGUUCAACUUGAAAGAUUUCUUAAUUGUAUGAGAUUAUAGACCCUAGUUGACCCAACCCGAACAUGUAAAUAUCAGAUGAAUUUCGAAUCGCAAUCCCUAUAUCGCAUAAUUAAAUAUACAUAUGUAUAGACACCUAGUUCGGCUAAGAACCACACAUGUUUAAAGGAAAGAAAACUCAUGCCACACACACACAACACCCACACAUAAAAACAGAUGAUUAACCAUUAACGAUUUAUAGAUGUUAAGUAUUUUAUGCGUCGAUUUUGUAAAUCCAAAUCUUAAGAGGAAUGUUGUAACUUUUAGACCAAGCCCAAAAUGAAAAGCAAACGCAAAACCCCAUUAAAAAUCAGAGAAUCCUCCCCUUCACAGAAAUGAGCAGAAAAGUAAAUAAUGUAAUACAAAAAUAUAUUGUUGAACGAUGCGUGUCGCUGUAAAAUUUUUAGCAUAGAAAUUUUAAACGAAAUAAAUUUAAAUGUAACAAAA
Molecule: messenger RNA, 4308 nt
Organism: Drosophila rhopaloa
Lineage: Eukaryota; Metazoa; Arthropoda; Insecta; Diptera; Drosophilidae
Product: BRCA2-interacting transcriptional repressor EMSY
Exons: 5
Coding region: 167-3190 (1007 amino acids)
Biological process (GO): regulation of DNA-templated transcription
Cellular component (GO): nucleoplasm
Source: RefSeq, a predicted model, not a curated record